This is a messenger RNA of Pelecanus crispus (Dalmatian pelican), 1376 nucleotides long. RefSeq names its product ankyrin repeat and SOCS box containing 4 (gene ASB4). Gene Ontology annotation, molecular function: protein binding. The record is from RefSeq and is a predicted model, not a curated record. Gene Ontology annotation, biological process: intracellular signal transduction. Gene Ontology annotation, cellular component: nucleus; cytoplasm. Lineage: Eukaryota; Metazoa; Chordata; Aves; Pelecaniformes; Pelecanidae.
CAGCAUGUAACUGUGCUAUAGGGAUCUCAGUGUACACCUCUUCACAGCACAAACAAAUACAUUUGGAAAUGGAUCUGGAGGAGACAUACAAAGAGGGAGAGAAUACGGAGGUGAAAAUGACUCGAGCUGCAGCUGCAAAAUUGGUGAAAAAGGCUUUUCUCGAAGCCCUGAAGUCCAAUGACUUUGAAACACUGGAAGAGCUCUUGAGCCAAAAGAAAAUAGAUGUGGACACGGUGUUUGAAGUGGAAGAUGAAAACCUGAUUCUGGCAUCCUACAAACAAGGAUACUGGCUUCCUAGCUACAAAUUAAAAAUAUCCUGGGCAACUGGACUUCAUCUAGCUGUCAUGUAUGGGCAUCUGGAGAGCCUUUCAGUCCUACUCAAUCACAAAGCUACAAUCAACUGCCGGCCCAAUGGAAAAGCUGCAAUCCACGUAGCGUGUGAAAUGGCAAAUGUUGAGUGUGUCAAGAUCCUUUGCAACCACGGAGCUAAGCUGAACUGCUUUUCAAUGAGCGGGCAGGCGCCCUUGCACUUCUGUACGACACGAACCUCCAUGCCUUGUGCCCAGCAGCUGGUUUGGAGAGGAGCAAAUGUGAACAUAAAAACAAACAACCAAGAUGAGGAGACUCCUCUGCACAUCGUUGCGCGUCUGGGUAUCCCGGAGCUCGUGGCCUUUUACGUGGAACAAGGAGCGCAUGUUGAUGCUCUCAAUGCUUACAUGGAGACUCCCCUGGCCUGUGCAGCCUAUUGGGCCCUGCACUAUAAGGAUCAGAUAUACAGCCCGGAUCACCACCUCAUCUGUCGGAUGCUCUUAGACUAUAAAGCUGAAGUGAAUACUCGUGAUGAGGAUUUCAAAUCACCGCUCCACAAAGCUGCCUGGAACUGUGAUCACAUCCUGCUGCAUAUGCUGCUGGAGGCAGGAGCAGAAGCAAACAUCAUGGAUGUCAAUGGCUGCGCACCACUACAGUAUAUCAUCAAAGUGACAUCUGUGCGGCCAGCCGCCCAGCCUGACAUCUGCUACCAGCUGCUACUGAACCAUGGAGCGGCUAGGAUAUAUCCGCUGCAAUUCCACAAGGUGCUACAAGCCUGUCAUUCCCACCCCAGAGCUGUGGAGAUUGUCGUCAAUACCUACGAACACAUCAAAUCAACAUCGAAGUGGAAAGCAGCCAUACCUGACGACGUCAUGGAGCGGCACCAGGAUUUCUAUGACUCUUUGUUCACUGUGUGCAACAAUUCCCCACGGUCACUCAUGCAUUUAUGCAGAUGUGCUAUUCGGGCGAUACUGUCAGAAAGGUGCCACCGAGGAGUCCCCUUGCUCUCCAUCCCCCCGUCCAUGAAGAAGUACUUGCUGCUGGAACCAGAAGGAAUCAUCUACUGA